AUGAUAGAUUUUUUUUUUGCCUCCCCCUUCCGCACUCGCCUUUUUCCCGGGCCUCGCCCCCCCAAGGCCCCUCCAGAAGAGGGAACUUUUUCUCUCCGAGGGGGCUCCAAGGAGAAGGCCAUGAAUUACGAAUUUGAGCGAGAGAUUGGUUUUAUCAAUAGCCAGCCGUCGCUCGCUGAGUGCCUGACAUCGUUUCCCCCUGUCGCUGAUACGUUUCAAAGUUCAUCAAUCAAGACCUCGACGCUUUCACACUCGACACUGAUUCCUCCUCCUUUUGAGCAGACCAUCCCCAGCCUGAACCCGGGCAGCCACCCUCGCCACGGCGCCGGCGGCCGCGCCAAGCCGAGCCCCGCGGGCAGCCGCGCCAGCCCCGGGCCCGCCGGCGCCCCGCAGCCGCCCGAGUACCCCUGGAUGAAGGAGAAGAAGGCGGCCAAGAAGCCCGCGCCGCCGCCCGCCUCGGCCGCCAACGCCGCCGCCGCCGGCCCUGCCUGCCUCGGCCACAAAGAGGCGCCGGAGGCGGCGGAGGGCGGCGGGGCGCGCCGGCUGCGGACCGCCUACACUAACACGCAGCUGCUGGAGCUGGAGAAGGAGUUCCACUUCAACAAGUACCUGUGCCGGCCGCGCCGCGUGGAGAUCGCCGCCCUGCUGGACCUCACCGAGCGCCAGGUCAAGGUGUGGUUCCAGAACCGGCGCAUGAAGCACAAGCGGCAGACGCAGUGCAAGGAGAACCAGCACGGCGGCGGCGAGGGCCCGCUGAAGGGCCUGGAGGACGCGGACAAGGCGGAGGAGGACGAGGAGGAGGAGAAGGCGCUGUUCGAGCAGGCCCUGGGCGUCUCGGGGGCCCUCCUGGAGCGGGAGGGCUACGCCUUCCAGCAGAACGCCCUCUCCCAGCAGCAGGCCCCCAACGGACACAAUGGCGACUCGCAGAGCUUCCCGGGGUCGCCGCUCGCCAGCAAUGAGAAGCAUCUGAAACAUUUCCAGCACCAGUCGUCGCCCACUGUUCCCAACUGCCUGUCAACAAUGGGCCAGAACUGCGGCCCGGGCCUGAACAAUGACAGCCCCGAGGCCCUGGAGGUGCCCUCUUUGCAGGACUUCAGCGUGUUCUCCGCGGAUUCCUGCCUGCAGCUUUCGGACGCCGUGUCGCCCAGCUUGCCCGGCUCCCUCGACAGCCCUGUAGAUAUCUCGGCUGACAGCUUCGACUUUUUUACAGACACACUCACCACAAUUGACUUGCAGCAUCUGAAUUACUAA
Pipistrellus nathusii (Nathusius's pipistrelle) is the source of this 1251-nucleotide messenger RNA. The record is from the annotation of a GenBank genome assembly. NCBI's taxonomy places the organism in Eukaryota, Metazoa, Chordata, Mammalia, Chiroptera, Vespertilionidae.